Molecule: messenger RNA, 8896 nt
Organism: Malaclemys terrapin pileata
Lineage: Eukaryota; Metazoa; Chordata; Testudines; Emydidae
Gene: TDRD1
Product: tudor domain containing 1
Exons: 26
Coding region: 2344-5901 (1185 amino acids)
Source: RefSeq, a predicted model, not a curated record
CUCUAUCCCAUAAUACUAUCCACAUCCCAUACAUUUUGUAUCUUUAAAAAAAAUUCUGUAAAUCCAUGUGGCACUUUUUGCUGUCUGCCAUCUCUGAUAGAAGCAUGGAGCCCUCACAGUUAUGCACUAUUGUGUUUGCAACACACAUGACAGGAUCCUCCAGUAUUUGCAGAGCCACGGGAAGAACCACAGCAAUGGGGAGACAUGAUCAUUUCAAUGAGGACAAUUUGCUGUGGGACAUAGCAAAAACUAAUUCAAGGUGGUUGGUGGCAUUCACGGAGCAGCUGCAGAUGGUUGAACACCACUCCUGGGCAGAAGAAAUGAGCACUGACCAGUGGGAUUGGAUCAUAAUGCAGGUUUGGGAUGACAAGCAUGGCUCAUCCUCUGUCUCUGUGCUGAUCUCGCCUCCAACUCAUGGACACCGGAAAAAGAGCUGGAAGCAGCUGAGAAGCAGUUAGCGAUUGGACUGUGAAGGCUUGUAAUGCCAGAUUCCUACCAGUCAGUGGGCAAUCAUUUUGGAGUUUGAAAAUCCACAGUGGGGGCUGUUAAUAGACUUGCGUGGCACAGGAGUGUGGCUCUCGGUAAUGUGCAUGAUCUAAUGAAUGGAUUUUCUGCAAUGAGGUUCCCAAACUUCAUUGGGGUGAUAGAAGGCACGCAUAUUCCUAUUUUGGCUCCAGCCCACCUUGCCACAGAGUACAUCAAUAGAAAGAGCUACUUUUCUCUGGUUAUGCAAGUGUUAGUGGAUCACCACCAACUGACAUCAAUGUUGGCUGGUCAAGGAAGGUGCGUGACACAAACAUCUUUAGAACGUAGAACUGUUCAGAAAACUACAAGUAGGAACAUUCUUUCCCUACCAACAGAUUAUCAUUGGCCAUGUUGAAAUGCCAGUACUGAUCCUGGGAGACCCAGCCUAUCCCUUGCUUCGCCGGUUCAUGAAGCCAUACGCCGGCCAUCUUGACAGCACCAUGGAAAGAGUCAACUACCAUCUCAGCAGAAGCAGAAUGACAGUUGAAUGUGCUUUCGGUAGAUUGAAGUGAUUCUGGUGUUUACUCACAAGAUUGGAUCUCAGCGAAAAGAAUAUCCCAAUGAUUAUAGCUGCCUGUUGUGUCCUGCUUAAUAUCUGUGAGGCAAAGGGGUAGAAGUUGCUGCUUGGAUGGAGGGCAGAAGUGGAGCAGCUUUCUGAUGAGUUUGAACAGCCAGGCACGAGUGCUAUUAGAAGAGCACAACAUAGACCUAUGAGGUUGAGGGAGACCUUCAAAGAGCGCUUUAACUGUCAGCCACCAUAAUGUAGUGUGGUGAAUUGUGCUUUACCUGGACAUGAAGUUUUGGGGCCUGUUAGGAAUUAUGUGAUGCUUGGUGUGCAUUUAUAUGAAUAAUACAGUCAGUGCAUCUGUUAAUUAUACAGUGCUUGCUGUACAUUUAUAAUUAUUACACUGUUUGUCACUGAUCCUAUGAGAGCCUUUUCCCCUGUACAAUCACAAGUAGUGGGCGCUUUGAGUAGCGGUGGGCAGAUAUUUAAAAAAAAAAAAAUUGUUUUGUAUAUCAACCACUUGCAACAAAAACUGAUUAAACAAAUGCAAUGAAAACUUCUGAAAUAAGUUCUGCUCUAUUGUUUUAAUAAGGGAAAAGAACAUUUAUCUCCAUUUGUCUAUUUUUGCUACACAUCCAGCAACCGUGGCCAGUGUACGUGAAGCUGUGGCUGUUUGGACUGUCCCCUGGCAUGGAGUGGUGGGGGUAGGAACGCAGCCUCUGAUGUCACAUGGAACAUUGGGGGUCUAGGGAGGUGCUAAAAUGGAGUUCUCCAUUGACUACCGAGAGAGGCGAGCCCAUGUUUGUUGAACUUGUAGGUCAGCCAGUGUCCGCAGUAUUAGUGCUUGCUCCUGGAGAAGUCCCAUUAUGUCUGGGUGCAUUUCCCUCUACUUUUCCUGCUGUGACUCCGGGGCCUUUCUGCUAUCCGUUCUUUUUUUUCUUUCUCCAUAUUGUCAGCAGUAUUCGCCCUCCAGGCCUUCUGUUCACAGUCCGAUGCAGCACUGACCUGCAGGUUCUUGUUGAGCUUAUCCUUCCAUGUUGUCUCCUUUCUUUUCCUCAUUAGGGCCAGGUGUUCCACAGGUGAGGAGGGGACAUCCCUCAAGGCUGCAACGGCAAUAGCCACAGAUAAAACACAAAGACUCGUCACUGUAUUUAGUUAAAACAGAAGGUGAAAGUUAAUCUUCAGAACUCAUUCCCAUAAAAGUUUUAAACAAGACAUUCUUAUUGACACUUCAGCUUUGGAGCACUUUGGCACAGCACCACCCUCUGGUCCCAGGCACAGUUUUUGUAAUUACAAAAUAGUAACUUUGUAGGAUGUCAGGGAAUGAUUUGGGUGUGCAUGUUUACAAGAUAAACCAACGAUUUCAUAUAAAGAGCAAGGAGACGAAAGCCCCAAAUGAAUCCUUAAGAAGCCCUCGCGCCUACCCCAACUGCCGAGUGAAAAGCUCUGAGCUUGGAGGUAGAACUUCUGGAUUAUCCAACAAAAACUUCUUAUUUUGUGAGCAAACUAGACAGUUCUUUACUAGUCGUGAGAAUGGUUUAGGAGAUGCUAGCUCUCAUUGCAAGAGUGGAGUGGCAAAUGACUUUAACAAGGAAGAGUUUGGAUCAAAGAUGAGCAAGGGAACGCUAACAGGAAACUCAGUGGAAAGCAUAAGUGGUAGAAGUAGUUUGCUGUUAACACCUUCAACUAAGGAAGAAAAUGCUGUUGCUGGUACAAACUUAAUCCAGAGCUCCAAUUCUGACUUGCUUCACACAAAGCAGAAAAAGAUACGGAAUUCCCCUGAGAAUAUUUUAUCUAUAAACUACAAUUCAAAACUAUUUAAUUCAUUAAUGCCAACCCCUCGGAUGACUACUUGCCAUCAUUGUGGUCUGUAUGGAGACCUGAGAUGUUCUCAGUGUAAACAGACAUAUUAUUGCUCUCCAGACUGCCAGAAGAAAGAUUGGUGUGCACAUGGUAUUGUAUGCAAGCCAAUUAAACAAAAUUUAAAGAAAAGUGAAGAUAAUGCCAAGUUGCCUGGUGAAAUUAAGGAUAAAUUUGAUUUUAAGGGCAGUUUAACCCCUGUUGAUGCACACAAGAUAGAAGAUGACAUCAAGAAAAUAAUGCUUUCUGACCUGCAAAAUCUAGGGCUCAAAAAAGCUAUGGAAAUACAGGGUACAGUCACAGAAUUCAGGAACCCAAGUGAAUUUUAUAUACAGGUCUAUUCUCCAGAAGUUUUAGAACGUAUCAGCAAACUUACUGUGAAACUGAAAGAUUGUUAUGCAAAUAUUGUUAACCAAGAGGAAUAUAUUCCUAUCAAAGGGGAAGUUUGUGUUGCAAAAUAUUCUCUGGAUCAGACCUGGAACAGAGUACUGGUAAAAAAGGUGGAUAUCUUGCAGAAGAAAGCACAAGUGUUAUAUAUCGAUUAUGGCAAUGGAGAAAAUGCUCCACUAGAUUGGAUUAAACCACUCCACAAAGACAUUGAACUGUUUCCUCCCUGUGCCAUUAAGUGUUGUGUUGCUAAUGUUGUUCCAAAACAAGGAGGAUGGAACAAAGACUGUGCUAGCAUUAUUACCCCUCUGCUCGUGGGACAGGACUGUUCGGUGACUGUUGUUGACCUAUUACAGGAGGAGAUGAUGACUUGUUUUGCUGUAGAUGUUGUCCUGCCAGGUUCUGGGAAACGCCUAGAUAAAAUACUUCUCGAAAUGGGACAUGAAUUGAGUCCAAAGAGGAAAGAAACUAAGAAAACGGACCCAGAUACAGGUACUGUGUUACAAAAGGAUUCUGAGGGAGAAAGAGAAAAAACAGCUGAAGAUGAAGAACUGGUUCAGAAUAGUGAUUUAGCCAUAAAAGUUGUUUCCGUAUCCGUGGGAGAUACAUUUUCUGGUGUAGUUGCCCAUAUUCAAACACCAGAAGACUUUUUCUGUCAGCAGAUGCAUAAUGGCCGCCAGCUCGCUGAGCUUCAAGUAUCCUUGGGUGAAUACUGUAACAAAAUCCCUACUAUCCCAAAUUUCUGUCCAGCUGUUGGAGAUGAGUGUUGUGCCCAGUUUACAGAAGACAAUCAGUGGUAUCGUGCCUCUGUUCUAGCAUAUACUUCUGAAGAUACUGCUUUAGUGGGCUACAUAGAUUAUGGUAACUUUGAAGUUCUCCAAGUGGCUAGACUUCGCCCUAUUAUUCCAAAAUUAUUGGAGUUGCCAGUGCAAGCUAUAAAGUGUACAUUAGCAGGUGUGAAGCCCCUUUCAGGAACCUGGUCCUCGGAAGCUAUUUCUCUGAUGAAACAACUAGUGCAAAAUAAAAUGAUCACUGUAAGAGUGGUGGACAAAAAGGAGAAUAGCUCUGUGGUAGAGAUUGCAGAUGAAUCUGUUACUCCAAUAAUAAAUGUAUCUAAACGUCUUUUAGAAUCAGGCCAUGCAGUGAAAGAUUCCAAGGAUGCCUUAACAAUAAAUGAAACUGUUAACACUGUGAAGGAAGUAAAUGCUGUAGAAGAAACCAAUAAAAUAGAUUGGAAAUGGAUUAAGCUGACUCUUAAACAGACAGUAAAUGUCUUGCUGUGUACGGUGAACAAUCCUGGAGACUUCUUCUGUCAGAUCUUCAAAGAUGAUGACUUACUUGCUCUAAAUGUACUCAACAAGUUAUUGGCCGAAUACUGCCAGCAGACUUCUUCUAGUGUUUUCAAGCCUUCAGAGGGAGAACCUUGCUGUGCUUUUUUCUCUGGUGAUGGUAAUUGGUACCGUGCUUUGGUAAAAGAAGUCUCUUCAGAUGGAACUAUUAAAGUGCAAUUUGUGGAUUAUGGAAAUGUUGAGACAGUAACUCCAGAUAAACUUCGACAGAUCACAUCAACGUUGCUAAAACUUCCAUUUCAAGGAAUUAAGUGUUGGUUAUCAGGUGUAAAACCUGUUAACAAGGAAUGGCUCCCAGAAGCCACAGCAAGAUUUCAGAUGUGCACUGCAGGACUUAAACUUCAAGCCAGAGUAGUUUCUGUCAACAAAAGUGGUGCUGGAAUAGAGCUCAUUGAUAAUUCCCCAGGUUGUCCAAGAAUAAUCAGUGAAAUUUUAAUCAGUGAAAAAUUGGCUUUAAAGGAAGGUUUGCCAAAUAAAGAUGGGCUAGCAAAUACGUCUGCUGAGAAAAUAGAGCCUCAAGAAACCUCUUCUGAGCAGUGGCAGACAAUAGAAUUGCCUAUCAAUGAAACUGUAUCAGUCCGUGUAAUGGAAGUGAUAAGCCCAGACUUGUUUUAUGCUCUACCAAGUGAAACCAGAGUAGAUAAAGAGAAGUUGUGUAGGUUGAUGACUGAACUGGUAGAAUAUUGCAACACUCAGAACAGUCACUCCUUCAGACCAAAAGUCGGUGAAGCCUGUUGUGCCAAGUUUGCAGGUGAUGGCCAUUGGUACAGAGCUAUCGUUCUGGAAGUUUCUCAGUCUGAGGUGAAGGUAGCGUAUGCAGACUAUGGAUGCACCGAAACUCUACCAUUCUCUAGAGUGCUGCCGAUCACUGCACGUUACUUGAAGCUCCCUUUUCAGAUAAUUAAGUGUUCGCUUGCAGGAAUCAUGGAAUGGUCUCCAUUAAUAAUAGAUUUGCUAAAAACAUUAAUAUUGAAUAAGUGUGUCAUGAUCACAGUGAAAGGGAUCAAUGAGAAUAUUCAUGCAGUAUCCGUGGAGAAAUGUUUUGAAAACAGUAAUCUAAGUAUAGCCGACAAAUUAGUAAUGGAAGGUUUAGCCAAAUAUAGCAACUCUGGAAAUCAAAGUAUGCUACACCAAGCCCAUGGAAAUAAGGCUAGUUGCUGUUGCACAGAAUUAAAAAAGCAAAUUGAAAAACAUGAACAGAUCCUCCUCUUUCUUUUAAAUAACCACGUGGCUCAAGAUAAGUGUAGUGAAAUGAAAAAAUUAUUACAACACUAAAUCUUGUAGGCAUGGUGUGUGUGUGUGUAUGUAUGUGUGUUAUACGCGUAUACCCGUAACACUGUGUUGCCAAUGUUAAUGCAAUUGCUGCUGCUCACUGCUCUUAUUCCUAGAAUAGUGGCUGUGUUCAGGAGCAAAAAAAACUUGAUUUCUUUUGUAGAAAUUGUUUUGCUGUUAAAUGCUGUUGGAAUGUAUCUGUACAUAUGUGAAAUAAGAAAUUGUACAUUUGCACUGUCUGGAUCAGUGCAAAGCUAGAUGGAACCAAGUUAAGGCAUGAAGCCUCUGGCUGUUAGUGCAGUUCUUUUGAACGAGGGCAAUACUUUUUCUUAAGCAACUGUUUUUAUAAGAAAACUCUUCACUUGCAAACCAAAAGUAUUGUAAGAGAACUUAGUGAAAACUAUUGAGUUUUCAUUUGCAAGAGGGAAAAAUUGGAUUUUUGUCUUAGAAAACUCAACUUCAUUUUUACAUUUAAUGUAUAGCAAACAUAAAAUUUAAGUUUGAAAUAAAAAUGCAUGUGAAAUUUUAGGUAAAUGAUUUGUCAUGAAGAAUAACAGUACAGAUACUACUUUUUUCAUUUGGUCUACUUCAUGUUCUGUGUCUAACUUACGGUUAGAUUUGUUUAAAACCAUAUUUUCAACCUAUUAUUUUCCCUUACUGUUCCCUCCAGCUGCAUGAGGUAAUAUGAACAACCAAACUUGAUUUUUAAUUGGCAUGUAAGGUAUCUCUUUUACCUGCAAAAUCAUCCCUUUGUUAUCCAGCAGUUCUGUUAGGCAUUGUUUAGUGGUUAGAGGAAGGAACGGGCUCUCAGAACUCUUGGGUUCCCCAUCAGACUUUGCCACUAAAUUUAGACAAGUCACUUCACCUCUCCAUCUGUUUAUGCAUCUUUAUUUUAUUAAUGGAUACAGUUCCUGUAUAUGUUCAGAUGCUGUAUCUGUGCAUAGUAUUUACCUCCUUUAUUUGAAAGACUAUAUCACAUUCACAAUUUGACACCUUUAUUGACCGUCUCAGCAGAUAAACCAAGGGGUCCAUAGACAUGGAGAUUGAAUUUCUCUCAACUUUAGAGCUAGUUUCCAUGUUUGGUUGGAAAUGUGUAUUUCCAUUGGUCAUGUGCAUCUGUUUUGUAGAGACGUAAGGACUUCAGUUUUACAGUGCUGCCAAUCUGAUACUUUUCAGGAGCACUGCAGUUAACUUGAAGGAGUUGGAAUUUUUAAACUGUUACUUUGCUUGUGCCACCAGACUUAGUUUUCGUUCCUCUUGAUAAACUUUGAGCAAAGUUUUGAUUGCCUUGCCUUAAAAUAGGGGAUUUUUUUUUUUUUUACCACUUUGUGUAUGGAGGUAAACUAUUCCUUACCUUUGUAAAUUCAGGAUGUCUAUGAAAAGAGUCAGUGUAGUCCAGUUCCACCAAGUCUAUUAGAAACCUGUUCCUUUAACACACCUCAAUGAUGUAAAAACUCUCGGUGUGUGUAUAAGUAGUUAGCAGAAGGUUGGGAACUUCCAGUGUUUCACUAAAUGGUGAAUCAGCAAUGUUCAUGAGUUUGUGUUUUUUCCCUAAGCACAGGGUGAGCCUUUCACUCAGAAAUAAUUUCCAUUUGAACACUUAUCAUAUCCAGUCAGACAGUUGGCUUUUAUUUGAAACUGCAUUCUAGCAUUCUCCUUUGCUGGAUGUCAGAUAUGGAAAACAUACCCUAUGUUAUCCCCCUCUCUAGUUUUUGUGUGUGAAAUACUUAUAUGGACCAGCAGACAGAACUGGACCCUAUUUUAAUGACAUUAACUUACGCAUUAUCAAGGAAUAAGUGCAUUGUUGCAUGUUAUUGUUAUCACUUACAGCUCCCCUCUUUCUCUAAAAACAUUUGGCUUCUGGUUAUGAGACUCUGAGUAUGAUAUGACCUGCAAAAUCCAAAAUAUUCCAAGAAAAUAACAUGCUAUUGAUGUUCAGAUGAAUAAGAAGAUAUAUAGCCUCACAAAAUAUACUAUAGCCUCACAAAAAAUUCCUUUGGAAGCCAAGGUUAGUAUGUAGCAUUUGUAUAGCUCUUUUAUAUUUUCAAGCACUUUACAAACAUUCAGAACCAAAUGUGUUAUAGUUGAACUAUUAAUUGUCAAUAAAAAGUUCAGCUUCGGAGGAGUUCAACAUAAGUAUUUGGAGGUGAACUAAAAGGCUUUUUUACAGCCAAGACGCAAGUUAGCUUCCCAUGUUUUUUGCGGCAACAGUUACUGACCUCACCAAUAACAAAAACAGAAGGGAGCAACAGUUCCUGUAUGGCAUUAAGGACAAAUUCUGUCUCUCUACGUGGUUCCCAUUUAUGUCAAUAGGAAGUGGUGUAUGCAUGUGUGUGCUUAAAUUGUUUUUAGAUCUUGGUGGAUAAGUAAAGUAGGAAACUAUUUUCUUAAUGUGUUAAGAUCUUUAGUUUUAACAUCUUCUCAGAAGCAUGACCAUAUUCCUAACUAACCUCAAUGUCCUGAGAUAGCCCAUAGACAGGGACCCUAUCCCAUGAAUUAACAUUUCCUGUCUCCCCCAUCCCCCUGUGUUAAUAACUCUCACUUCAAUGAGUGGCAUCUGUACCAUCUGGUUAUCUCUUGUAUCCCAAUGUGGGGUUACCGGGAUCACCUUUGCUAGACUUCCCUCUGAGGUAAGCCCCCAACCUAUUACACAGUUGUAAGUUAGCCUGUAACAGAUAUAAAAAGCUGUUGAUCUCUGAGGCAGCUGAGCUAACCCAGCAAGUCCAGACCCUCCCUCAAUACCAUGGGUCCCCCUGCCGCCCUCCCAAGCUCUGUGGCUAAAUCUGUUGCCCCACAAGUUUCAGUAGCUAAAGCCCUGGGGUGCUGCAGAAAGUGGCCGCUCCCCUGCAUCUUAUUUUUGGCCUCAGUAGGAAGCAGUAGGCUAUAUCCGUGUGCUGUGCCACUCUCCCCUCUAAGAUCCCCACAUGCAGCAAAAGUGGUUAAAAUUAACAUUCCCAUAUUGCCUCCCCCUUCUGUCCCCCCCCGUCGUCCCCCCAGC